UUUUUAGUUCAUUUCUUUUCCUUAUAUAUCUAUUUCCGUUUAUAAUUGUUUUCCCUUUGUAAAGACCUCUCUUGUCUUUUAAGUAUCUGAAACUUACACUUCAAGCAUAUAAUUUUCUUUUCUUUUUUGUUUCCUUACCCUUUUUAUUCUAUUUCUUUAUUAUCUCUCUUUCAAUUAGCUUUAGAUCUGGGUCUGUUUAGAGCAAAACCCACUUUUUAGUUAUUUCAGGCCAAUUGUAACUUGUAACUGCUUAUAGAUAUAUUAGAAGUUUCAAAAUUCAGAAUCACAUUUAUAUGCUUUUAUCACCUCCAAAUUUCUUUCUUUACUGUAGUCUGUAGCUCUUUUGAGCUUUUUCUUUGAAACUCUUAUUCAUUAACUAAUAAAAAAUCUAUCUUUUUGAUUCUUACUUUGUAUAUUUCAGCUCUUAAUCUGAUUCUCUCUCUUUUUUUUUUUCUUUUUGAGUUUUGGUUAUUGGUAUGUUUUAUUUUUCCAAUUUAUGCACCUUUGCUUCAAAGUCUUAGCUUGGAUGUUAUUCAUAUACCUAAAAACGAGGCUCUGGUUCUGUUACAGAACCUCCUUGCUUCUUUUUGGCUCUUUUCCCUUCAUUAGAUUUCUGGCUUUGUCUUUUUUUAUUUAGCAUUUCUGGGUUUUUUUAGCUUUAACUUGUGGGAAUUGAUUUCCAUGAAAAACCCAUUGAGUAUGAGAAAAAAUGCCAACUUCUACUCAGGAAGGGUGUUUAGUGACAGAAAGUGGUUCUUUCCAUUCUUUGCAAGCUUGCUUGUAUCUUUAACUCUAUUUUUAUCAGCUAGUUUGGGGGUAUUUACCUCUCCUUAUGGUGGAGAUCAGUUGCCAUUUGACAUUGUUUCUUUUUCAAGAUCAGAGGAUUCAAGUGGGUAUUUUAUAGAAUCAGAUUUGAAGAAAUAUUUUAAUGCAAGUGGGUAUUCAAAACUGGAGCCACCUAGAUUAGCUUAUCUUAUUUCAGGGACAAAGGGUGAUAGUCGUAGGAUGAUGAGGACUUUGCAAGCAGUGUAUCAUCCUAGAAAUCAGUAUAUUUUACAUCUUGAUCUUGAGGCACCACCUCGCGAAAGGUUGGAGUUGGGAAUAUCCGUGAAGAAUGAUCCUACUUUCCUUGAAGUUGGGAAUGUGCGUGUAAUGGCACAGUCCAAUUUGGUAACCUAUAAGGGGCCUACAAUGAUAGCAUGUACCCUCCAGGCAAUUGCAAUUAUGUUGAGGGAGAGCCUGGAGUGGGACUGGUUUAUUAACCUCAGUACCUCAGAUUAUCCUCUUGUGACACAAGAUGAUUUACUUCACAUAUUCUCGAAUUUUUCAAGAAACCUGAAUUUCAUUGAACAUAUGCAGAUUACUGGAUGGAAGUUGAAUCAAAGGGCAAAACCAAUUAUUAUUGACCCAGGCCUUUACUUAUCAAAGAAAUCCGACCUUGCUUUGACUUCUCAGCGUCGAUCACUUCCCACAUCUUUCAAGUUAUUUACUGGAUCAGCAUGGAUGAUGCUAACCCGAUCUUUUGUAGAAUACAGUAUAAUGGGAUGGGACAAUCUCCCACGAACACUCCUGAUGUACUACACAAAUUUCAUCUCCUCUCCAGAAGGAUACUUUCAUACUCUUAUUUGUAACACUGAAGAAUUCCGAAAAACAGCAAUAAGUCAUGAUCUUCACUACAUUGCUUGGGACACUCCUCCAAAGCAGCAUCCUAUCUCCUUGACCAUGAAAGACUUUGACAAAAUGGUAAAAAGCAAUGCUCCAUUUGCCCGAAAAUUUCCUAAGGAUGAUCUGGUUUUAGACAAGAUUGACAAAGAACUUCUAGGUCGUACUGGCCGGUUUGCACCUGGAGCAUGGUGUAUUGGCAGCUCAGCUAAUGGUGCUGACCCUUGCUCUGUGCGUGGAAACGAUUCAGUAUUCAGGCCAGGCCCUGGUGCUGAGAGGUUGCAACAACUGUUUCAGACAUUGUUAAAUGAAGAUUUUCUGAAAAAGCAGUGUUCAUGAUAAAGUUGAAUUUUGAUAAACUCCAAGUGUACAUUGGUGUAUCCAUAGAUUAUACGGCAGAUGUAGAAUGACAGGUUUUCUUUUUUUAUUUUAUUUUUUCUCCCUUGUGUCAAUGGAACAUUAAAGUUUUAUAAGGAAAAAUUUUGCUGACAUA
Ricinus communis (castor bean) is the source of this 2155-nucleotide messenger RNA. RefSeq names its product beta-glucuronosyltransferase GlcAT14A. Gene Ontology annotation, molecular function: glucuronosyltransferase activity. The record is from RefSeq and is a predicted model, not a curated record. The coding region runs from base 682 to 2001 and encodes 439 amino acids. The transcript has 4 exons. NCBI's taxonomy places the organism in Eukaryota, Viridiplantae, Streptophyta, Magnoliopsida, Malpighiales, Euphorbiaceae. Gene Ontology annotation, cellular component: membrane.